UUGGCCUGGGAGUUAUGACGCUACUAGCUGAUAACCUACAGCUAUGUUCUACUGUCCUGGAUUUCACGGAUUCAUCAAAUGCUCCACGUACAACAAUAAAUGAAUUGGUUAAAAACAAACCAAUAAAGACUGGUUAUAUUAAUGGAGAACGUAAGGAAAAUCUGGAACUCAGUAGUUCUAAUCGUAAGGUGCGAACAGCUCGUGCCCGACGGAGUAUCUUGCAACUGGCUAAUGUGUUACAUUGUGUCACGGGAUGUAAUCCUUUAACUUACAAAGGAUACGGUUGUUACUGUGGUUACAUGGGAAAAGGAGAACCAGUAGACGAAAUUGACAGGUGUUGUUUGGAACAUGAUUGGUGCUACGCCUAUUCCGCUUGCCCUCAACUUUUGGUCUAUUUUGUUUCUUACCAAUUUCAGUGCGUUGUCCCCGGUUACGCUCGUUGUAGAGACGACAGCUACUCCAUGGCCAGUGAAUGUGCUGCCCAACUUUGUGAAUGUGACAGAAAUUUUGCUCAUUGUGUCAGUAAAUAUUCAUGUCCCUUACAUCGUGCAACAUGUCUGUCUUCCUCAUCAACACUGACUGUCACAUUCCAUAACUUGGUUCAAGGUCGAGGGUUCUGAGUAGCAUAUUCAUCUCCCAUCAA
Molecule: messenger RNA, 643 nt
Organism: Limulus polyphemus (Atlantic horseshoe crab)
Lineage: Eukaryota; Metazoa; Arthropoda; Merostomata; Xiphosura; Limulidae
Product: basic phospholipase A2 2-like
Exons: 4
Coding region: 15-620 (201 amino acids)
Biological process (GO): lipid catabolic process; phospholipid metabolic process; arachidonate secretion
Molecular function (GO): calcium ion binding; A2-type glycerophospholipase activity
Source: RefSeq, a predicted model, not a curated record